UCUCUUCUCAGAUGGGCUCUCAGUACAGCCAGCAGCAGCAACAGCAGAACAUGAGCGGUUACUGCCAGCCGGGCCAGCCGCCGUACUUCAGCCCGCCACAGCAGCAACCCGCCGCCCCCAGUCAGCCACCGUACAUGCAGCCCCGCCCACUGCCACAGCAGGAGGUGCCGCAGGAAGCUUACGGGGGCCGGGGCCAGUCUGCCGCUAUGACUCCUGGGAAACCAAACCACGAGGAGAUGAGUCUGAGUCAACAGGAGAGGCCGUCCAGUCUGCCAGACCUCUCCGGCUCCAUCGAUGAUUUGCCCACUGGCACAGAGGCGGUGGUGAGUUCGGGGGGAUCGGGCUCCGGCAGUGCUCAGGGCGACCAGGGGACUCCAGCCCGUUCUCCAUUCUCCCCGCACGUCUCCCCUCGCCUCCCUCCGCCACCUCGCACCGGACCCUCCCCCUCCCCAUCCCCCGCUGCCUCUGGCAGCCAAUCGCGAUCCGGACCUCUUUCCCCCGCCACCAGCGGACCAGGCUCUCAGAUGCCCCCUCAGGUCUCAGGUCCUGGUCCAGAUGUUGGUCCCCAUUCCUCCCAGUCUGCCAUGACUCAGGACAGAGGUUUCCCACCCACCAUGCAGCGCAGCACCUCUGGGUCUCAGUUUGGGCCCCAGCAGUCCUCUUCGUCAAUGACCCCUCACCCAGGGCCGGGGGGGCCGAUGCACCACAGCUCCUACCAGCAGGCCGGCCACUCCUAUGGGCAGUACGGCCCUCCAGGUAACUACCCGCGGCCCCCGCAUUAUGGCGGGCCGGGCCUGGGCGCGGGCUCCAGCCUGGCCAACAGCCUGGGCUUGAACGCCAGCAGUCCCAUGCACGGCCAGGGCCCGUCCACCCCAGCGGGCCGUGGUCCUGGCCCCGGGCCCGGUGUGGGUGGGCGGCCUUACCCUGCAGGAGGAGGCACAUUGGCCCCGACCUCACCUAGCAUGCCGCAGGCCACCGGGCAGGGCAUGGGGCCCCCGGGACCCAACACCAGCUGUAAGCCACCUGAGGUUGUCCCAACCACCGGACCCGGUGCCAACUCAUCAUCAGCACCGUCUACAGCAGCCAAUCAGAGCAGACCUCCCUUCGCUCGCUCACCCAUCUACCACAGCCCAUCCUGGCACACCGGUCGACCUGCCCUCUCUCCCACCCUCCACCCCUCCCACCCUCUUACCCACCCUCAUCAGCACCACUCCCAGCAGCUCAGUGCCAGUGCUCAGCCCCAGCAGCCUGCUGUGCAGGCCCCCUCUGAGCAUUAUGGGCAGGGCAGCUACCCGGGCAUGACACCGCUGGGUGCAAUGGGCCCUGGAGGUCCAGGAGGCCACGCAGGUCCUGGAGGUCCUUACAGUCAACAGCCAGGGAGUAACUCUGGGAGGAUGACGCCACAGGGACCCCCCUACAGUGCCCCACCAUCAGGCCCCGUGAUGAUGCCAGCUGAAGGGAUGGGUCCUCACGCAGAUGCCAAGCAAAGGGUGGAGCUGAGCAAAGAGGGUGUUGGUCCUGUAGGAGAGCCCAAACCCAAGGACUACAGCUCACAGUGUGUGUCCCAGCCCCCCACCCCCUGCCCCAUGUCCCCCAGCUCGGCCAGCCUGUCGUCCUGUCACGGCGAGGACAGCGAUGGCAUCAGCAGCCCCGCCUGGCUCAGGACGCCGAGCAGCCCGAAGCCCAGCGUGGCCACCAUGACCAACGAGAAGAUCACCCGGCUGUACGAGAUGGGCUCUGAGCCAGAGAGGAAGCUGUGGGUGGACCGAUACCUGUCUUUCAUGGACGAGAGGGGCACGCCUGUCCCAAACCUGCCCGCCGUCGGGAAGAAGCCACUAGACCUCUGCAGGCUGUACCUGGCUGUCCGUGACAUUGGAGGACUGGCCAUGGUGAAUAAGAAUAAGAAGUGGAGGGAGCUGUCAUCCCUGCUAAACGUGGGGACGUCCAGCAGCUCAGCCAGCUCGCUGAAGAAGCAGUACAUCCAGUACCUGUUCGCCUAUGAGUGCAAGAUGGAGCGUGGCGAGGAGCCACCACCCGAGGCCGCAGGGCCCGCCGGAGACGCCAAGAAACCUCCGUCACUCCAGGCCAAGAUCCAGCCGCCCUCCCCGGGUAAGACAGAUCUUCUGACACCGGAGAGGUUCACACUCAGCUUUGUGUCUGUUUCCAGCUGAAAGUGUAAAAAUCAG
Pundamilia nyererei is the source of this 2186-nucleotide messenger RNA. RefSeq names its product AT-rich interactive domain-containing protein 1B-like. The coding region runs from base 12 to 2171 and encodes 719 amino acids. Gene Ontology annotation, molecular function: DNA binding; nucleosome binding. NCBI's taxonomy places the organism in Eukaryota, Metazoa, Chordata, Actinopteri, Cichliformes, Cichlidae. Gene Ontology annotation, cellular component: nBAF complex; nucleoplasm; brahma complex. The transcript is spliced from 12 exons. The record is from RefSeq and is a predicted model, not a curated record. Gene Ontology annotation, biological process: positive regulation of DNA-templated transcription; regulation of transcription by RNA polymerase II; chromatin remodeling.